Brassica napus (rape) is the source of this 725-nucleotide messenger RNA. RefSeq names its product multifunctional methyltransferase subunit TRM112 homolog B-like. Gene Ontology annotation, molecular function: protein heterodimerization activity. The record is from RefSeq and is a predicted model, not a curated record. The transcript has a single exon. Lineage: Eukaryota; Viridiplantae; Streptophyta; Magnoliopsida; Brassicales; Brassicaceae. Bases 360 to 725 code for a protein of 121 amino acids. Gene Ontology annotation, biological process: peptidyl-glutamine methylation; tRNA methylation; rRNA (guanine-N7)-methylation.
AAGAUGUUCUUACUCUUUUGUGGUUUAUUUCUAGCAGAUUUGUUUCUUUUAUAUCACAUAUAUUCUUCAUUUUACCUUUCUGGGAAAAACUAUUUUUAUACAAUAUUUUUCGUGAUCAUGCAUAAGUCAUACAAUAGAAAAUUUCUGAUCACUUUGAUAGUAAGUUACGGACCUAUGGUACUAAUGGACUUACAACCUUUAUUAACAUUUUCAUUUCUAGCUAUCGGCCUUAAAUGGAUAAAGCCCAUUUACACAACUAGAUUCUAGCUAAACCAGACCUUUUCGUCAGUCAUCGCCCACCACGACACAUCGCCGCAGAGAGAGAGAGAGAGAGAGAGAGAAAGCGAGAGGCGAAAAAGAUGAGGUUGAUAGUGCACAAUAUGUUGACUUGCAACAUCAAGGGAGUGGUCAACAAGUUCCCUCUCCGGAUCGAAGCCGAGAAGGUGAUCAAGAAGGAGGUUGACUUCAACCCUGAUUUUCUCAGACACAUGCUGGCCAAGAUCGAGUGGAAGGCUCUGGUGGACGGUGCACGCUCCAUGGGGUACACCGAGCUUCCUGGUCACGCACCGGCGCUAGAAUCCGACGAAUCGUUCCUCAGGAAGUUCCACCACGCGUUGCUCGAGCUCCACCUCGAGGAAGGCUCGCUCGUAUGCCAAGAAACCGGUAGAAAGUUUCCAGUCGAGAAAGGAGUCCCAAACAUGCUUCUCCACGAGGACGAAGUUUAA